Messenger RNA from Oppia nitens, 3139 nucleotides. Its product is annotated as ATP-dependent DNA helicase DDX11-like. The coding region runs from base 559 to 3132 and encodes 857 amino acids. Lineage: Eukaryota; Metazoa; Arthropoda; Arachnida; Sarcoptiformes; Oppiidae. Gene Ontology annotation, molecular function: ATP binding; hydrolase activity, acting on acid anhydrides, in phosphorus-containing anhydrides; DNA helicase activity. The record is from RefSeq and is a predicted model, not a curated record. Gene Ontology annotation, biological process: nucleobase-containing compound metabolic process; establishment of sister chromatid cohesion. The transcript is spliced from 2 exons. Gene Ontology annotation, cellular component: nucleus.
CAAACAUCCGGAUUCUUGUAUCCAAAUUAAACAGAAGACCAGCGAAAGUCAGAAUAAAUGCAAGUCUUUCGUUGUGAUGGAAGUGAUUACUUCUAAAUGAGUUCAUCCAAUCGCAGCCAUAUUUAAGUGAUGUGUCCAACAGUUCCAAGAGUUGUCUUCGUGUGAAAUCACUUUCAUCUGAAGACAACAACUUGUAUUGACAACAUUUGGCACACAAUUUAGUGCCCAAAUGUGUUGUGAUAUACCACUUGUGGUCAUGUAUUUGACACUCAAGACAAAUGUUGACAGAGUGUUGACUCAUGAGGAAUGUCUAUGAAUUGGUCCACAACUACAACAAACAACACAUCAUUUGAUCUCAAUUUUCAUUCGAAUCGCAAAUCGCUUUGAACUUCGCGUCAUUCUAUCAUAUAUUCAUUUUUAGACCUUUUAGAAGAUAUGAAUGUCUAACAAGUGAUGCAAUAUUUGUAUAUAAAAAGGAACCAAAAGUUAUUUGAAGCCUUUGACUAAUUUUAGCGCUAAUAAUACAACACUUGAAGACAACACUCGAGUUGUGUUCAAAUGAAUCCAAUGACCACUUCUUCAGCCAAAUAUGGCUUUCCUUUUAUUGCAUACGAUAUUCAGGAACAGCUUAUGGAUGCACUGAUUCAUGUGUUGGAUAAUAAUAAAGUGGCAAUCAUUGAGAGCCCCACCGGUACGGGAAAGUCACUGUCCAUCAUAUGUGCUGCUCUUCACUGGAUUCAACACAACGAAGAUAACCAACUAAUAGAUUGCACUCAACGGUUGCAAAGUCUUAAUGAAGAGAUUGACAGACUCGACGCACAAAUCAAAGUAAGUGACCAUUGGAUUCAAUUGCAACACUCGAAGACCACACUUUGUCAGCAAAAAGAGACAAUCGAUAAACAAUUAAAAGCGUUUAAUAUGAAGAAAGAGAGAAAUCAGUGUCUUAUUGAUAAAAGAAAUAAUUCAUUUGUCAAACAAAAAGUUGAUUUAAUUAACAAAUCUGUGACUAAAAAAUUAAAAACAUCUUCUAAUACGACGCAAGACUUAAUAAACAGUUUGAGUGACAAUGAUGUCGAAGAUAAUCUGAUUGUUGAUUAUAACAGUGACGAUGAAGUGGUCGAUAAUAAGGAUAAGACCGAUGAAGAAGAGAAUUAUAUUCGACCGAAGAUUUAUUAUUGCAGUCGAACUCAUUCACAACUCUCACAAUUUAUUUCUGAAAUCAAAAAGACUAUAUAUUCGCGACAACAAAGACCUGUCCGAUCGGUUCCGUUGAGCUCAAGAAGUAAUUACUGUAUUAAUAAUAGCGUUUCAAGACUUAGUAAUAACAGUUUAAUUAACGAGAAAUGUAUUGAAUUACAAAAUUCAAAUAAUAGUCAAAUGAAAUGCCAAUUCUUGAAGAAUACUUUAAUUAAUGAAUUUAAAGAUGAAGUGUUAGCUGAUGUUAUGGAUAUUGAAGACAUUACUAAAUUAGGUAAAGGAGUUAAAGCCUGUCCUUAUUAUAGCACACGAAUGGCUAUUCCUGAGGCAGAAUUGGUUAUUCUUCCGUAUAAUAUAUUACUUCAUUCAGCGACCAGAGAGUCAUUUGGUAUUAAUCUUAAAGAUAGUGUUGUUAUUGUAGACGAAGCACACAAUCUUAUGGAAACUAUUUAUAACAUUCAUAGCAUUGAUAUCAAAGGAUCGCAUGUUUUAGAUUGUUUGACACAACUUAAUAGUUAUCUAACGAAAUAUAGGACUCGUUUGAGUGCCAAAAAUACAAUGUAUAUCAAACAAAUUGUUUUCAUUUUAAAUCAAUUGAUUAAACAUUUCAAAAAAUGUUCACAAAAUACUUCACAAAAUGUUGACAAUAGUGUAAACUUUAUGAUUAGUGUUGGUAUUGAAAACUUGAAUUUAUAUAAAAUUCUUGAUUACUGCCAAAAGAGUCGAAUCGCACGAAAACUUUUUGGUUUUAAUGAAAAUCACAAGAAAUUUAUUAAACCAGAAAAUACCGAUGAAGUUGACAAACAACCUAUUAAUGGUACUAAAGCUUUCUUGGCUAAGAUUAAGGCUAAAGGAAAGUCUAUUAAUGUUAAAACUAUUAAUACGAGUAAUACGAAUGAUCAAAACAAUGAAGAAAUCAAAACUUUUGGAUCUCCUCUGUAUGUGAUUCAAGAGUUUUUAAGAGCAUUGAUAACAACCAAUUCAAAUGCAAAGGUUAUUACAAAUUGUGAUAAAGAAUCGAUUAGAAACUCUAGUCUUAAAUAUAUUAUAUUAAAUCCCUUUACACACCUUAAAGAUAUCAUAAAUGAAUGUCGAUCUGUAGUUCUGUGCGGCGGAACAAUGAAACCAUUUGAAGAAUAUAUCGACCAUUUAUUUAAGCCAUUAGGUGUUCCGUUGGACCGAAUAUUUACGUUUUCAUGCGGUCACGUCAUUCCCGAUUCAAAUUUAGUAACAAUAGCUCUAGGAAUGGGACCAAAUAAUAGACAACUGAACUAUACAUUUCAAAAUAGAAAUAACAAUGAGUUAAUUGAAGAGACAGGAAGAACAGUUGCCAACUUAUGUACUGUUAUUCCCAAUGGUUUGAUUUGUUUCUUCCCUUCUUAUGACUUCCAAGACCUUUAUUACAAUGUAUGGCAAAAGUUAGGUAUUUUGAAGACUAUUGAAUCUAAAGGAAAGACCUUAUUUCGAGAGCCAAAGAAAGCAUCUUUUGUGUCAAAAGUUCUCUCAGACUAUAACCUGGCUAUCAUUGGAUCCAACAAAAAGGGUGCGCUUCUCAUGUGUGUAGUCGGCGGCAAAAUGAGUGAAGGCAUUAAUUUUAGUGAUCAUUUGGGUCGUGGAGUUAUUGUUGUGGGUCUACCCUAUGCUAACAAAAAUUCAAUUGAACUCAAAGAGAAAAUCAAUUAUUUUAAUUCAUUUAAAGCUAAUUCUGGAAACGAAUUUUACGAAAAUUUGUGUUUGAAAGCCGUUAAUCAGUCCAUUGGAAGAGCGAUUCGCCAUAAAAAUGAUUUCGCAGUUAUUGUUCUAUUGGACAGUAGAUAUAGAUAUAAGGAAAAUAUAAAACAAGGACUUCCAGAUUGGAUCAGUUCACGAAUCAUCUCUUGUGAUAACUUUGCAAAAGCAUUGUCUUCUGCUAAACAAUUCUUUCAAAAUAAAUGACUACUUA